AGUAAAUAGACGCGAUUUUUUUUUGUCUCGGAGUUGUUAACUCAGAUUUAUAUUGUGAAACUUUCUUUGAUGUGAACAAUUUAUUUUAAGUUUCUGUUCGAUUUUGUAGUGCUCAGAUUUUCGUGUUUUCACUGACAGGGAUUUUUCAUAGAAUCGGAUGUGGAAAUUUAUUGUGACAUCACUGGAGAUUUUGUGGUGCGGAUCUGAUUGAUAUUCGAAAAGAUGUGAAUAGAAAAAAGACGAAAAGGAAGUGAACAAUGUUAUUACGUGUACUAAGCAACGUUUACGUCAUCGCGUGUUCAGAGUGUGGAAUACUGAAGUAGCAUUGAUGCUUAUUUUUUUAUUUUUCUUGGAAACUGCACAGUUGCUAGCGAGCGGCUCUUACUAAUGACUUUAAGAAAGAAACCAUUGCGUUGGAACGUGUGUUGAAUCGUAUGUCAAAUUGUAAUUUAAGGAAGCAAUGGAUUUAAGUGUGCAGAAACCGGCAACAAUCUCACCCAUUCGACAUGGUCGAAAGGCGGCAAUAAUGCCGAUUCGAGUGCGUCUGACGAUGUGAUAUUAGUAGAGAAUCGUCGCGACGUCGACGUGAUUAGUAUCAAAGAGAGCGAAGUGAUGUCAAGCGAAGAAGAAGUCUAUCAUAAAAGCCCCGUUAAAACGAGUGCAGAAGUGGCGAGCUUUGAUAAAAGUUAUGAUACAAUGAAUAAAAUCAAAUAUAGAGAUUACAAAUGCUCAACGUGCAAAUAUACCACGACCGAAAAAAGGCUGUUAAAAACUCACAUGCUAUUGCAUGAAUUGGGAAAACAUGAAAUCACAAGUGAUACGCUCGUCCAUACGUGUGAACACAAACAAAUGCCAUGCUAUCUCUGCAAUUUGCCAAAAAUCACUGUAAAAAUAGACAUUAAGCCCAAUCCAUUGCUUUCGGCAAACAAUUCGCUUGAGUGUCAGGUGUGUUAUCGGAAAAUUCUCAAGAAAAGUGGCAUGAAUAAACAUUUACAAGCUCAUGUCGAUCAACUUAAAAAGCAAUCGGCUCUAUUGGGCAAAAAAGAGAAGAAUUUCAAUCAGAAAAAUCAACGUAUUCUACAAUUGGUUGCCAUUGGUAAAAAAUUUCCAUUCGAAUGUUCAAAGUGUGAACUACCAUUUGCCGAAGAAUACGAUAAAAGAGCACACGAAGAACUCUGCCGGCGACGACAAUACAAACAUUUGUGGAAUUUUUCCGAUGUAAAAAUCAACAAACGGAAAAUUUUAAACACCAAAGAUGUGAAGGCGGAAAACACCAUGGAAUUAAAAACGCGAGAGGGACUGGAGUUGGAAGUGAAAAUCAUCGAUGCAAAGGAAGAGAAAUUGAUUGAUAUAAACAUGGAAUGCCAGGAUAGUCCAGCAGAAGCUCCGUGGCGACCGUGGGCGUAGAAAGUUUUUAAGGAAUUUAUGAGAUACGUAUAAUAAUAAUAUUAUUUUUGAGAUAUUUCUUCAUCUAUUUUUAUAAUUUCAAGUGUAAGCAUAACUUAUUCAAAUCCAUUCGAUUCAUUCAAUAAAUUACAAGCUGCUUAGUUUUAAGGAAAUAAACAAGAAAAUGUAGAUAAAA
Sitodiplosis mosellana (orange wheat blossom midge) is the source of this 1582-nucleotide messenger RNA. RefSeq names its product zinc finger and BTB domain-containing protein 24-like. The record is from RefSeq and is a predicted model, not a curated record. NCBI's taxonomy places the organism in Eukaryota, Metazoa, Arthropoda, Insecta, Diptera, Cecidomyiidae. The transcript has 4 exons. Bases 613 to 1407 code for a protein of 264 amino acids.